ACUCACCACAUCCUGGUUUUGACUUCACAAAACGCCGACAUCGCUGCCGUUUAACGCUUUUCCUGUCAAUUUUCAGCUCACACACUUAUGUUCAUACAGUAUAUGCUAUUGUAGGAUAUAUUUUCUCACAGUGCAAGCUAAAGUGCACGUGUAUGUUCAAUAAUUAUAUACCAUCAUGGUAGGGUACUGUCCAAUCUGUGGGAAGCCUGUCUACUUUGGUGAGAAGAAGAGGUCCUUAGGGAGGGACUACCACCCUCUUUGUCUGAAGUGUCAAAAGUGCAACAGACAGCUCACACCCGGACAACAUGCUGAGUAUGAUGAAAAGCCGUAUUGUUCCCACUGCUACCUGAGGAUGUUUGGUCCAAGAGGUAACAGGUGACAUGGCAGAGUGCACUCCUUCAUAGACACCAGACUGAACCAACAUGGAGAAACGCUGACAUAGGCCUACAAAAGACAUGCAUGGCCUGUUUAUCAUGACAAAAUAAAUAGAUAAAUAUGAAUGAUAGACAGAUAUCUAUCAGUCAAUCAACCUUACUUGUCUAUCAUUUACACAUCCACAAAAUGAAGUAUUUAUAAAUGUGUGAUGACCACUUGAUGCCACGUGUAGGUGAUUGUUCACUUUUAUAAUGUAAAUUAAUUUGGAUUGUAAAUUGUAAGUCUGUAUUAAUAAAUACAUUUGUAAACAUGA
This is a messenger RNA of Cyclopterus lumpus (lumpfish), 688 nucleotides long. RefSeq lists its product as uncharacterized. The transcript is spliced from 4 exons. NCBI's taxonomy places the organism in Eukaryota, Metazoa, Chordata, Actinopteri, Perciformes, Cyclopteridae. Gene Ontology annotation, molecular function: zinc ion binding. The coding region runs from base 176 to 379 and encodes 67 amino acids. Gene Ontology annotation, biological process: regulation of gene expression; intrinsic apoptotic signaling pathway in response to DNA damage. The record is from RefSeq and is a predicted model, not a curated record.